Teleopsis dalmanni is the source of this 3218-nucleotide messenger RNA. It is a transcript of the gene DCP2, whose product is annotated as anaphase-promoting complex subunit 1. Lineage: Eukaryota; Metazoa; Arthropoda; Insecta; Diptera; Diopsidae. Gene Ontology annotation, molecular function: RNA binding; manganese ion binding; 5'-(N(7)-methylguanosine 5'-triphospho)-[mRNA] hydrolase activity. Bases 305 to 3178 code for a protein of 957 amino acids. The record is from RefSeq and is a predicted model, not a curated record. Gene Ontology annotation, biological process: deadenylation-dependent decapping of nuclear-transcribed mRNA; nuclear-transcribed mRNA catabolic process, nonsense-mediated decay. The transcript is spliced from 5 exons. Gene Ontology annotation, cellular component: P-body; cytoplasm.
AAAAAAACAAGUUUGAAGAGAAAUUAUUGUUUUUAUUAUAACAAAACAUUGUGCCCAAUAAUUUGCAAAUAAUUGUGACGACCAAUAAUAAAAGAGAAUAGUUCAAUGUUGGUGUACCUAUCUCGUUUACACAUAUGUACAGAACGAUUUUCCAUCGAAUGCUUGUAAAGAAAAAAAAAUUUGUUGCUGUUUACUUAUCAAUAAUCUAUUAUAAUUCCAAUUAAAUUAUAUUUUUUACAAAAUUAUAUUUAAAAUCAAAAAUAAAUUGUGAGACAAAUUCUUUAUUCAAAUAAGUUUCAAAAUAAUGAACGUUGCUUUAAACUCCGUCGUUGCAUCUGCUCCGUCUUCAACGCGAACAGUCACAACAACAACAAAAACAACAAAACCAGGAGAUUUGCAAAAUCAAAAUGCAAUUUCAUCUAAUAAUGGUCUCGCUCUCUUGGCAGCAAUUACGCUUAAGAAUGCUUUAAAUAUCAAUAGUAACAAUUCUACUAAUAGUAAGGCAGUUUUACUUAGGCAAGAACAGCACGUUUCAAGUGGUUUUGCGAAUAAACAGACAAGUAUAUAUUCUUUUAGUGCUACCGGAAUAACGUGUGAGAAUAUUGAAAAUAUAUCCUCCUCCAGCGAUGGGUUGCUGGCAACUAAAGCGUCAAUUUUUCACGUCUCUAGUUCAAGUGAAGCCACUUCAAGUAACAUCACGAACAACAAGUAUGAUACGAACAGAGAAGUAAGUCCAAUAGUAGUUGAUGCUGCAGUUAUAUCAACAACUCCACCAGCGACUCCGUCGUCAGUAACAACAACAAACUUCAAUUCAUCAUUAACAACGAAUUCAAAUUCAACAACUGUUACUCCGAUAACAAAGUCUAAUUUAAAAACGCCAACCACAAAUAACACCAAUGGCAACACCAACAACAACAACAACAGCAACAACAAACAUUUCAAAAUUCCGUCCGAUAUACUUGACGAUUUAUCCAGUCGUUUUAUUAUAAACGUCCCUGAUAUGGAACUAAAUGAUUUAAUAAGAAUUUGCUUUCAAAUCGAAUUGGCUCACUGGUUCUAUUUGGAUUUCUUUUGCACAUCGGAUGAUAACAGAAAGUUGCAAUCUUGUGGUAUAAAGACAUUUGCUAUGCAAUUGUUUCAGCAUAUUCCAUUUCUAAAUACACAUUUAUCGUCGAUCGAUAAAGUUUUAGAAGAUUGGAAAAACUAUAAAUUAUCAGUGCCUACAUAUGGCGCCAUACUGAUAUCAGAGGAUCUCAAUUACUGCCUAUUAGUGCAGUCUUAUUUUGCAAAAAGUUCAUGGGGUUUUCCGAAAGGAAAGGUCAAUGAGAACGAAGAUCCAGUGCAUUGCGCCACAAGAGAGGUGUAUGAAGAAACGGGUUACGAUAUAACUAACAUAAUUGUACCAAGUGAUUUUAUUGAUGCUGUUAUAAAUUUUCAAUAUACACGCUUAUAUAUUGUACAAAAUGUACCCCUAAAAACAAAGUUCUCACCACGAACACGCAAUGAGAUUAAAUGCUGUGAUUGGUUCCCAAUCGACGCAUUGCCUAACAAUAAAAAUGAUGCCAUAUCAAAAGCCAAAUUGGGUAAAAACUCAAAUGCAUUUUUUAUGAUAAUACCAUUUGUGAAACGUUUAAAGAAGUGGGUUAAUGAAAAGCGAGCACUCAGUACAGAAACGAAUUGUCAACUCUUAAAUACUUUUUCAACAACAAAUUCCAUUCCACAACAGACUGGAAAAAUAUCACCAAAAUCCACUUCACCGGUGAAUAUUUUACAUACCAAAACAACAGCAAAUAAUGCUAGCAUUAAUAAUCAAAGGCUUCAAAAUUCAAGUAAUAAUUCAAGUAAUAAAAAGAAUAAACUGCAGCAACAAAAUAAUAUUAUUGAUGAUAAAAAUGCACUAAGGAAUUGUGAUAUAGUGGCAAUGUGUAAUACAGCUUCUAAGGUUACACUAUCAACUUCAGUUCCCACAACUUCGUCAACAAGACAGUCAGGAAGACAACGCCAUAAAUCAAUGGGUGAUUUAGAUGGUGUAAGAGUAACUAAUUUAAGCAAUUAUAAUCAGAAUCCAUCUAAUAGUGCAAAGUUAAGAGCUAAUCCAAACAGUGAUUUAAAUUCUCACGCUAAUGGUAGCAAUCAGAAACGUAAUAUGGGGAAGAAUGGUAAUACUUUUAAUGGCAGUUUUAAUGUGUCUCACGGCAAUGGAUCAAGUAAACGUCAAUUGUUUCACAGUCAAAGUCAGACUGGAAAUGGUAAUAUUGCACACCAAAACGAAAAGAUUGUCAGUUCGUUUGAUUUAAUACGUAAGGAAAAGCAGCAACAACAGUUAAAAAAUUCAGCACAAAAUGAAAAUACUGCAAAAGCACAAAGACAAACUGCGGAAAAAGUAAACAAAACGAACGUAUCUGGGGGAAAUGGGCGUGUACGUGCAAAAUCACAAGGGGACAAAAUGAAUUUAACCCCACAACAAUAUAGAGAGCCUAAAAAUAAUGCUAACAACAAUGAUAUAGUUAGCAAUAAUACCAGCUACAAUAUCAAUCCAUAUCAAAAAUCGCGCAUGCAAAGACAAAACUCAAUGUCUGCAACUAAUUCAAGUGGAAUCAACAAUAAUAUUAACACAAAUACUACUACUAUACAUAAUAAAAUCCAUACUGCAACAAUUAUUGGUAGCAAUUCUCAUAAUAUAAAUAAUAUGAAUAAUAGUGACCCAAAUGUUAAGACCAAUGGUCUGAAUACAAAUAAAAACAAUAAUAAUAAUAAUAAUGACUCGAUUAUUAAAGCCAAUAGUCAUAUAACUCCACCAACAAUACCUGGCACUGAUUUAGUUGCCUUAGCUUCUUCAGUUUCCAAUAGUACAAUGACAGCUUCUCAACCAAAACAACAACAAAAAACUGAAGUGAAUAUUCAAAAUAAUUUCGAAGCUGUAACAAAGCCUUUAAAAACAAAUGUACAAAAGCCACGUCCAUCAUCUGUUUCAUUGCAAUAUGACAAAAUGCCAACAUCAGAUGGUAUGCACCAACUGCAACGCAUGGCUUCAGGCACUGGCUUACGUAUAUUGAAACGUGCCAACUCUUAUCAACCUUCACAGUUGCAACGGCAACAUUCACCAUUUAAUCCAAGCUUAAACUCUUGGACCAACUUCUCAUUUACCAAAAAUUUUAUAUCAAACGUUUUUUGUUAAAAAGUAAAAAUAUUCUUUGUAUUUUUGAAACUUUUUAAAU